Cydia amplana is the source of this 1445-nucleotide messenger RNA. It is a transcript of the gene sll, whose product is annotated as adenosine 3'-phospho 5'-phosphosulfate transporter 1. The coding region runs from base 135 to 1427 and encodes 430 amino acids. Gene Ontology annotation, cellular component: endoplasmic reticulum membrane; Golgi membrane. The record is from RefSeq and is a predicted model, not a curated record. Lineage: Eukaryota; Metazoa; Arthropoda; Insecta; Lepidoptera; Tortricidae. The transcript has 9 exons. Gene Ontology annotation, molecular function: 3'-phosphoadenosine 5'-phosphosulfate transmembrane transporter activity. Gene Ontology annotation, biological process: transmembrane transport.
AUAGGUAGGCGAUUUAUAGUAUUAAAUUGCCUAUAAAUUGCAAAAUUGUGUUAAUUUCGAUUAAUUCGAAAAUGACAUUUUUUUAUUAUAAACAGUAUUGUUUCUAGAUUUUAUUAUAAAUCUAAUAAGUGAAAAUGGGUUCUAAAAUCAUGAUUGGGUUUUUGGGGUUGUCAACAGUGGUUGUGACUUUCCUGGCAACUCGUCUGUACAGAGACCUGCUCAUAAGCUAUGAGCAGAGCUCUCCUGCUCAGGAAUAUUCUUGGUUCUUUCACCUGUUACUAAACAUGGCUGGGUAUUCCACAAUUCUGCUGCCAGGUUUCGUCAUUUACAAGUACAUACAGAAAACCAGCUACUUCGACAAACUGAGCUCACCAGGCUGUCUGUCCCGCAGCCUGUUCGCCAUAUUUGGAGACCCCGGCGAUCGGUUGCCCACCACUGAUGCACCGAAAAUAGAAGACAGUCCGCGCCGCGAGGCAGCCGAGCUGGCGCUCUGCUUCAGCGGGCUCAUGACGGCUUAUCUCGUGUGGGGGCUUCUGCAGGAGAAGAUCAUGACACAGACCUACACGAUGUCCGACGGCUCCACAGUGAAAUUCAACGACUCCCAGCUGCUAGUGUUCAUAAACCGGCUCCUCGCGUUCUGUAUCGCCGUGGGCCGCCUGCUCUGGACUAGGACCCCCCUGUUCCCGGUGCCGUUGUAUCAGUUCUCGUACUGCUCGCUCAGUAACAUAGUCAGCGCGUGGUGUCAGUAUGAAGCGCUCAAAUAUGUCAGCUUUCCUAUGCAGGUGCUAUCCAAAUCGUGUAAAGUGAUCCCGGUGAUGUUGAUGGGCAAGGCCGUGUCAGGCAACAAGUACGAGUUGUACGAAUACGUGACGGCCGCCAUGAUCUCGUUCGGCAUGGUGUUGUUCAUGCUUGCCAGCAAGGAUGAAUAUGCAGCGGGCACAUACUCCCUCGCGUCGGGGGUAACCCUCCUCGCGCUGUACAUGUGCUGCGACAGCUUCACGUCGUCGUGGCAGGCGCGGCUGUUCGCGCGCACCCGCGCCGCGCCGCUGCACAUGGUGGGCGGCGUCAACCUGUUCUCCGCGCUGCUCACCGCCGCCGCGCUGCUGCAGCAGCCGCCCGCCACCGCCGCGAACCCGCGCUGGUCGCUACUGCAGCACCCGCAGUUCGCGACCGACGUGGUCCUGCUGUCGGUGAGCUCGGCGCUGGGCCAGCUGCUCAUCUACCGCACCAUCGCGCGCUUCGGCGCCGUCGUCUUCACUAUCAUCAUGACACUGCGGCAGGCGGUGUCCAUCCUCCUGUCGUGCCUGGUGUACGGGCACCGGUUGUCGUUCGCGGGCGUGCUGGGCGUGUGCGCGGUGUUCACGGCAAUAUUCCUGCGCGUGUACUGCCGCCAGCGCCUGCGCCGCCGCCGCGGCGCCAGCACCUAGCGCCGCGCCGUCGCCGAC